Molecule: messenger RNA, 1587 nt
Organism: Lachancea fermentati
Lineage: Eukaryota; Fungi; Ascomycota; Saccharomycetes; Saccharomycetales; Saccharomycetaceae
Source: the annotation of a GenBank genome assembly
AUGAGUGUUCAAAUUUUUGGUGAUCAGGUCACUGAAGAAAGAGCUGAAAAUGCUCGUAUGUCUGCUUUCGUAGGCGCAAUUGCUGUGGGUGAUUUAGUCAAAACUACUCUUGGGCCAAAAGGUAUGGAUAAGCUGCUCCAAAGUGCCAGCAGUGAUAGCUGUCUAAUCACCAACGAUGGUGCGACCAUUUUGAAAUCAAUACCCUUAGACAACCCUGCUGCUAAAGUUCUAGUUAACAUCAGUAAAGUGCAAGACGAUGAGGUUGGAGACGGUACAACUAGUGUUACAGUGCUCAGUGCAGAGCUAUUGAGAGAAGCAGAAAAAUUGGUGGAACAAAGUAAGAUUCACCCACAAACUAUAAUCGAGGGUUUCAGAAUAGCGUCAAAGGCAGCUCUUAGCGCGUUGGAAAAGGCCGCUGUGGAUAACUCGUCAAACGAAGAGCUGUUUUACAACGACUUGAUUGACAUUGCCAAGACAACCUUGUCGUCCAAGAUUUUGUCUCAAGACAAGGAUCAUUUUUCAAAGCUAGCUGCGGAUGCCAUUGUCAGACUAAGUGGUUCUACAGACUUGGAACACAUUCAAAUUAUCAAAAUAAUUGGUGGUAGGCUUUCCGACUCUUUCUUGGAUGAAGGCUUCAUAUUACCAAAGAAGUUUGGUAAUAAUCAACCAAAGCGCGUUGAAAACGCCAAAAUUCUGAUCGCCAACACAUCGCUAGACACCGAUAAAGUGAAGGUUUUUGGCGCCAAGUUCAAGGUUGACUCCACUUCCAAGUUAGCGCAGUUGGAAAAGGCAGAAAAAGUAAAGAUGAAGACGAAGAUCGACAAGAUCGCGAACUUUGGAAUUAACACUUUUAUCAACAGGCAACUAAUCUACGACUAUCCAGAACAGUUGUUUACCGAUUUGGGUAUUAAUUCUAUUGAACACGCAGAUUUCGAAGGUGUGGAAAGAUUGGCGUUGGUUACUGGUGGUGAAGUGGUAUCUACUUUUGACAAUCCCGAAAAAUGCAAACUGGAUCCCCUGUGUGCCUUGAUUGAGGAAAUAAUGAUCGGUGAACAAACCCUCACCAAAUUUAGUGGUUGUAAAGCUGGGCAAGCUUGUACUAUCGUCUUAAGAGGUGCCACUGAGCAAGUUUUAGAUGAAGCAGAAAGAUCUUUGCAUGAUGCCCUAUCCGUAUUGUCACAAACAACAAAGGAAACCAGAACUGUAUUGGGUGGUGGCUGUGCAGAGAUGAUUAUGUCGAAGGCAGUCGACACAGCAGCUCAGAAUGUUGACGGCAAAAAAUCCUUGGCAGUUGAUUCAUUUGCUCGCGCGUUGAGACAAUUGCCAACCAUUCUCGCUGAUAAUGCCGGAUUUGACAGUACUGAGCUGGUAGCAAAAUUGAGAUCUUCUAUUUACAACGGCAUGACUACAUCAGGUCUUGAUUUGAACAACGGUGUCAUCGCUGACAUGAGGGAAUUGGGCAUUGUAGAGAGUUACAAGUUGAAAAAGGCUGUGGUUAGUUCUGCUUCAGAGGCUGCAGAGGUAUUACUAAGAGUAGACAACAUUAUUCGCGCCAAGCCCAGGACUGCUAAUAGACAACAAAUGUAA